Messenger RNA from Linum tenue, 69 nucleotides. Lineage: Eukaryota; Viridiplantae; Streptophyta; Magnoliopsida; Malpighiales; Linaceae. The record is from the annotation of a GenBank genome assembly.
AUGCACAUGUGGUUACUUGGGCUUGACUGGGAUACCUUGCCACCAUGGCAUUGCAUGCGUGUUGUUUAA